Molecule: messenger RNA, 4818 nt
Organism: Cheilinus undulatus (humphead wrasse)
Lineage: Eukaryota; Metazoa; Chordata; Actinopteri; Labriformes; Labridae
Gene: pitpnc1a
Product: phosphatidylinositol transfer protein cytoplasmic 1a
Exons: 9
Coding region: 552-1544 (330 amino acids)
Biological process (GO): phospholipid transport
Cellular component (GO): cytoplasm
Molecular function (GO): phosphatidylinositol binding; phosphatidylinositol transfer activity
Source: RefSeq, a predicted model, not a curated record
GCAUCUCCGGCAUCUCUGUCAGGAUUACUCAGAAGAGAAGGAGACACGCUGAUAGAUUUUGGUGAACGGCACCAAGUGAGCAGUGAUAAAGGGAGAGCAGAGGAGACAGAGGACCGCGGGAAUCCUUUUGUCCAGGUCACACGUGGCUGAGAGACGCUGCGUAAAGCUGCGGUUGUUGUUGGAGCGACUUGUUUCGGAGUUUGGUGGCGAUUUCUCCACACUUUCCACUUCGCUGACAGUGAAUUAACGCUGUUGGAGUAGUUCCUCAAACUGGCUGCUGCUGUUUCUCACUGCAGGGCUUUAGUGGCCCGGGAGACCCUCGUGUACUUCGGAUGUGGUUGUGUGUGAAGACUCACGUAGACAGACUUAUAGCGGAGCCGUUGCAGGAGGUGCUGCUGAUGCAGAAGCGUGCAGGGAUUUAGUGCAGCUGUGCAUCUCUCUGCCCUCAUUUCAUCGGACAGAUCACCUUUUGUUUGAGCGGUUGAGAUCGCCUCCAGGACUGAAGUCCGCCCGCCUGCACCUUUCUUUGUUGACACCAUUGUGCAAGGACUAUGUUGAUGAAGGAGUACCGCAUCUGCAUGCCUCUCACAGUGGAGGAGUACCGGAUUGGUCAGCUCUACAUGAUCAGCAAACACAGCCAUGAGCAGAGCGAGCGUGGGGAGGGGGUGGAGGUGGUCCAGAACGAGCCCUAUGAAGACCCCGAACACGGAUCGGGACAGUUCACAGAGAAAAGGAUCUACCUCAACAACAAACUGCCGAGCUGGGCGAGAGCAGUGGUGCCCAAGAUUUUCUAUGUCACAGAGAAGGCUUGGAACUAUUACCCAUACACCAUCACAGAAUACACGUGCUCCUUCCUGCCCAAGUUUUCCAUCCACAUCGAGACCAAAUACGAGGACAACAAAGGGUGCAACGAUAAUAUCUUCGGCAGCGAGCCCAGAGAGGAGGAAACAGAGGUGUGUUUAGUGGACAUCGCCUACGAUGAAAUCCCAGAACGCCAUUACAAAGAGUCAGAGGACCUGCGGUAUUUUCAGUCAAAGAAGACAAACCGAGGCCUCCUGCAGGAAGGCUGGAUCGACAACCAAGACCCCAUCAUGUGCUCCUACAAGCUGGUCACCGUGAAGUUUGAAGUCUGGGGGCUGCAAACACGCGUGGAACAAUUUGUCCACAAGGUGAUUCGGGACAUCCUGCUUUUAGGACACAGGCAGGCGUUUGCCUGGGUGGAUGAAUGGAUUGACAUGACCAUGGAGGAGGUCCGAGAAUACGAGCGCGCCACACAAGAAGCCACCAACCUGAAGAUCGGCACGUUCCCCCCGACCAUCUCCAUCACAGAGACCCCGCUACCGUCCUGCACUCGCAGCGGCCCCAACAGCGCCCCGUCCACUCCCCUCUCCACAGAGGCCCCCGAGUUUCUUACAGUGCCAAAGGAGCGUCCCAGGAAGAAGUCGGCCCCGGAGACCCUGACCCUCCCCGACCCGGGCCGCAGGGAUUCGCUCUUCAAACUGCCGAGUUUUUUCUCCUGGAACUCCAGCCCGCAGCCUGAAUGAGAGCGACGGUUCACACAGAGCUGAACCCCCCCCGCCUCCAUCAGCAGAGGAUGCCUGCCCAGCACAUCCCACAAUGCCCCUCAGCCAGCGGAAGUGAAGGAGACGUUUUCACGGUCCUGGUGAUCCCAGCCUCUACAGACCCGCCUGUGUUACUGCAAAGCCCUCAGACUACCUGUACAGGUGUACAUGGGCCGACUGAACUCAAAACUCUGAGAGGGAAAAGGUAAAAGUCCCACUGAGAGUCAAACUGAAGCAGACAGAGGCUCCAGCUUCUCUUUUACCAAAACCGCCAGGAACAUGCGUCAUAUAAAGGCCUGUUUCCAAAAAAGUUGGGACUUAAGGUUGUGUAAAAUGUAAAUAGAAACAUUUUGUUGCUAGUUUAGGUCAAGAGAAAUGAUUGUGGCACUUUUUUCCAAGCACAGACUUGACAUCCUCUCACUUAAGUUUUCAUUUUCUAGAAACAAAGUUUUAACUGAGGCAGGCCUUAAGCCUCAGGGCCCAAAGCUUCAACACACACACCUGUCAGACAACUCAGCCAUGUCUAUAAUUAUGCAAAUGCGUGUACAAAUCGUAGGCUCAAUAAAUCAAAACAUAUGAGUUAUGAAAAAAAUCAGUGCAUGUAGAGUUUAAGAAAUUUAAAAAAUGAGCUAAUCAGACCAAAAACAUUUUUUGUACCAGGAGGUAAACUGGUUUAUUUCUGCUGUAAAAAUGUGAAUUUAAGUUGAGAGUCCUUUGUUUUUGGAGCCAACCUUAAAUGGACACAACUAGAGACAUCUUUUUCAUUUGUCGACACUCGGUGUUGCCUCUUGCUUCCACCAAAUGUUUGUUAUUUUGUCGCCACUGUCCCAACUUUUUUGGAAACAUCUUACUAGUUAAAAAUUAAUUUUCCAGAAACAUUGCAUAGGUUUCUUUGUACUAUUUUCAAAAUGGGGAUUCACUGUUUUGCAAGCCAUCAAAUUUGGUUUAGAUUUACAUGUUACACAGCGUCCCAACUUUUCUGAAACCUGGAGGGUGUACCAGGAAGCGAGAUCAAAGGGUAAGCCUGUUCUGUUGAGUCAGAGUUUUCUGUGCCAUGAAGCUGGAUCUCUUUAACCCUGUUAGUCUAAAUAGUUACACUCAGUGUGUCCGUGACCAAAAUGGCCCCAUACAUAAAUAACAAUAAAAAAUAAUAUACCUUCAUAUUUUCCAACUUCUUUUGUGUCAGGUUUUUAAACAAUAUCAGACAAUAUCAAAUAUAAAUACAUUUUGGGGAAAUUUAACCUUUUAAAUGCCAGUUUAAGUGCAAAUCCCUGUUGUUUGAACUGUAAAAAACAUUAAAAAAAGAAAUAUUUUUCAUAUUACAUGCAAAUCAGAUUUUCCUUAAAGGGGAAUAUCAAUGGCUUGAAUAUAAUAUUAAUAGGAAUCAACUUUGAUUUUUAUGCAUUAUUUUUUUCUCCAAAAUUUAAGAUUUUCAUCGAUUUUAGCGAGCUGGGUGUAAGUGGCAAAAAAUUUAUUAAAAGCAGAAAAAAAAAACUUUUUUUGCAUUAUUUUUUAACGAGGACACAUGAUCAUAAAUAUGAAAUAUUUAUUAAUUUUUAGGAAUUUAAACUUUCAUGGCCAGUUAAAAUUUUAAAAAAUUUAUUUUUGGGAUGUAAAAAAGGACAUAUUUUUCAUAAACCAAAUGCAAACUGGAUUUCCUUCAAGGGGAUAAUAACACCCUGGCAUAUGUUAAUUAUGAACAACAUCUUUAAUAGUUAUGCUUUUUUUAUUCUAAGAUUUUAAUUAGCUUUUACAGUCAUGUCCUUAUAGGAAACCAGGAGUAAAAGGUGUUUUAAAUGGGUUUCAAUGGGGCAUUUUUGGUCACCAACAGCCUGAGUGUGUACAAAAAGUCUACAGCUCUUAUUUCUAAACACAAACUCUUCAAAGAUAAAGAAACCAAAAAUUUACUUUGAGACUAAGAUGAUUGCAGUUGUUUUCUCCCAAAUAUUUCUCCUUCUUUGUCAAAGAUUCCAUUUGAUUUUAUGCAUUGUAUUGUGCAGGUACUUUUAAAAUUUACUAAAAAAAAAAACUCCAAAAUGUAUGUUGUUAGCGCUUACACAGUCAAAACAAUCAAAAAAAGAAAACAAAAAAAUGACCUUAAAAGCUGCAAAAUGGCCUCAACACCCUCUAAGGGUUAAACCUGGUUAGAUUUCCAUGACAACCAACUUUAAACUCAUAAUAUGCUUAGCACCCGGUUAUACUGAGAUUCACAGCUUAAAAUUGGCUGGAAAGAGUCGUCACUUUCAUUGAUUAUUACUUAGAAAUGUUUCCCCUUGGCCUUAAAAUCCUAAUGCUAAUCAUAAUGCUAAAGUUUUAAUACCUAAGGUGCUUCUUACCAGCAGGGACUCUUUCCAGGAACUGGUAACCUUUGGAGGAACUGUGCUUUUUCAACCAAAGGAACCAGGGUCUAGAUUUAGUUCUGGGGUUAAAAAUAUCCAUUUUCAAAUGCCCAGACACCUGUAAGAUUGAUGAAGAAAGUCUAAGCUAACAGUGAAAGUUCAUAACUGAUAACCCUGACUGAGGCUUAAACCUUUAUCAAGCCCACCUCCCCUGAGAAACUCUGAGUAUGUUAAGCUCUCUUCAUGGUACACCCUGUCUGGAGUUACAGUAACUUAGUCUGAUAGAUUGUACUGUAGCGUACAUUCCUGUAAAAUUUUAAACCCUACAAAGCAUCACCUUAAUUUACUCCAAACUCAGGGUGCGUCGACACGAUCAACUCACUCACAUGUACAGACUUUUAUUUUUAUUUCUGCUUUUCUGUCAAACAAAGGAGCCUCUCGCUUUGGAGCUUGUUGUAUUUCUGUGGUUGGGACUUUUUCGACAGAUCCUCGUGGGCCACCGUAUCAGUUACGUAUUAAGGUUUUCACAGUCAUAUGUAAGGUGAUUGUGUAUUCUUGUAUAUACUGUAUGAACAUGGUUAAAUCAGAAAAUAUCAACUUUAAAAGAUGACAUAUCCAGUGAUGAUGCUGCUAUUAUAAAUGGCCUUUUGUGUAUUGAAAAAGGAAAAUGCUGUCCAGCUUUUUAUGCUUUAAUUGUAGUGAUUUCUGUCUGCCACAGUGACUUCUGUACCUGCAUGAUUGAAAUCAAGAGGCUGAAUCUUUGUGACUUUAAUGUUUGUUUCUCUGCCUCGCUCUCGAUGUUGUGUUUCAGUUGAGUUUUUACAGACUGGUGAGUUUCUUCUGCUUUGUUGAUUAACUGUGUUCAUUUUGCAGUUAUAAUUGAUGGUUUUUGUAUUUAUUAAAUUAAAAGAAAUAAA